AUGACACAUACACGGAUCAUAGACAGGCAUAGGACGUUGAUGAUGAUUUGCGAUUGUCAAGAGAGGUUCCGUGAGGGCACUCAUGGGUUCAACCUGAUGGCGCAGAGCAUAGUCAAGCUGAUUAAAGCUUCUAGGUUCCUCAAGAUGGCGACAUUGCUGACAGAGCAGAAUGGAAGUGGACCUACAGCAGAGGAAAUUCGAUCAGAGUUGACGGGACCUCAACACCUGGGCACUUUCGGUAAAGAUUGUUUUUCGAUGAUCACGGAUGAGGUCAGACCUCUGUUGAAGAACUACGAUAAUAUCGUACUAGUUGGUAUCGAAGCCCACGUUUGUAUCCUGCAGACCGCUCUCGACUUGCUGGAAAUUCCUCGUUUCCAUAAACGAGUGUUCAUCCUCGCCGAUGCUAUAUCAGCUUGUCACGAGUUGGAAAUACCUUUGGCGUUAGAUAGGAUGAGAGAUACCGGUGCUGUAGUGACGACGAGCGAAGCUAUGCUAUUCCAACUUAUGGGCGACGGAACAGAUUCAAACGAUAAACCGAUUUCCGACCUGAUCAAAGCUGAAAGGACAAAUACCGCCAAGGCUUUGGAGACCUUGUUACCUCAUCCAUCAGGUACAGCGACUAUUUCGAAAUGA
This is a messenger RNA of Kwoniella botswanensis, 633 nucleotides long. RefSeq lists its product as uncharacterized. The coding region runs from base 1 to 633 and encodes 210 amino acids. The record is from RefSeq and is a predicted model, not a curated record. NCBI's taxonomy places the organism in Eukaryota, Fungi, Basidiomycota, Tremellomycetes, Tremellales, Cryptococcaceae. The transcript is spliced from 8 exons.